Labrus bergylta (ballan wrasse) is the source of this 1018-nucleotide messenger RNA. The record is from RefSeq and is a predicted model, not a curated record. NCBI's taxonomy places the organism in Eukaryota, Metazoa, Chordata, Actinopteri, Labriformes, Labridae.
CCCAACAAACCGUUACACCGCGCCCACCUGUCAAUCAGGCACCAUGAGGCUGCAGCUCUCCUGUAGUGACAGACGUGUUUCAUUCAGCUGCUUCACCUUCACCGUCCUCCUGCUGCUGCUGAUCUGCCACAUAGGUCAGAUUUUGGGUCAAAAGUCUGACUCGGCCGUAGCUGUGGUGGAAAAUACAGAUGGAGGUGGUGAUGAAGAGGAGGAGGUGACAGUUGAUGAAGAGGAGGGAGAAGGAGAUUUAGAAGUGGUCCAACCCACUGACGAGUGGCAAACACUCAAACAAGGUGCGGCAGUGCCAGCAGGUUCACAUGUGCGGCUGAACCUGCAGACGGGUCAGAGGGAGGUUAGACUGGGAGAGGAGCAACUGAAAUACUGGACACAGGAGGAGCACAGGGAGCAGGAGGAGCCCCGGUCCUCUCUCGGUCCUGACGAGCUCAAACAGGCCAUGAAGAAGAUAAAGGACGAGAUGAAGGCUUCGAGCAGAGACACAGAGCAGGAGGUAGCAGCCCCUCCCCCUUAAUCCUUUUCAUUCAUGCCCAUAGUCUGUCACGUCCACCUGUCAGUCCAAUCAGCCUUCAAUGUAUGCACUAACUGUAAGCUUCAUCAAAAAGGAAUAUUUUAGUAGUCUCACAUACUACUUAACACUCUUUGGGCCUGAUUUACUAAAGGUGUGUAUUAAAAUGUGUUCAAGCGUGAUACCACCCGCAAAAAAAAUCUAUCUGAUCUACUAACGGCAUGCAGUGAGGACUGCGUCUUUCAUAUGAGCAAAACACCACGCAUUGUCCAUUUAGUACUCUUGCAUUGAUAGCUUAGUAAAUCAGCUUAGGGUCAAUCCAUUCAUCAUGAAAUAUUAUCAUUCAUUUCUCACUAACCGCACCCAGCAAGUCAGAGUGAACAGACCUGUGUCAGAGCUCACAACCAUCAGCAGCGGUGCGCCCCAGGGGUGUGUUAGCUCACCAGUUCUGUCCACUCUCUACACAAAUCAGUGCACCAGCAACAGUGGAAAUGU